Messenger RNA from Anoplopoma fimbria (sablefish), 1257 nucleotides. It is a transcript of the gene tbca, whose product is annotated as tubulin cofactor a. Gene Ontology annotation, biological process: tubulin complex assembly; post-chaperonin tubulin folding pathway. The record is from RefSeq and is a predicted model, not a curated record. Lineage: Eukaryota; Metazoa; Chordata; Actinopteri; Perciformes; Anoplopomatidae. Gene Ontology annotation, cellular component: microtubule cytoskeleton; cytosol. The coding region runs from base 80 to 412 and encodes 110 amino acids. The transcript is spliced from 4 exons. Gene Ontology annotation, molecular function: beta-tubulin binding.
UUCCUGUUUCCGGUUUCUCAGACGCUCCGCAGCAGUGAAGCUACAACCACAGCCUGUAAAACCCCCAAAAACAGCAGCCAUGGCAGACCCACGGAUCCGACAAAUCAAGAUCAAGACUGGCAUCGUGAGGAGGCUGGCCAAAGAGAAGGUCUCGUAUCAGACUGAGGCGAAGCAGCAGGAGGAGAAGGUCGAGCGCAUGAAGGCAGAGGCAGGAGACGAGUAUGUCCUCAGGAAACAGAUCGAGGUUCUGCAGGAGUCCCAUAUGAUGGUCCCAGACUGCCACCGACGUCUGACCGCAGCACACGCAGAUCUGCUUCAGUUAUUAGAAGCAGAAGAGGAUUUGGCUGAAUCAGAGGAGUACAAAGAGGCUAGAAGCAUGUUGGACUCAGUGAAGCUGAAGUCUGAUAACUGAUCAGUUUCUGUUUCUCACUGUGAGAUUCACUUGCUUCUUUUUUUUUAUUUUUUAAAUGUCCAUUCCUUUUCUUUUGCCCUGUUUGGAAGCCGUGGAGGGCGUACUGUAAUCCGUUCAGACUCCCUGUUCUUGAUGUGAUUAUUUUCUACUGUUUACCGUUAACGUGCCACCCGUGUUUGAUCACACUCCUCCUGUGCGUAAAAAAUCCCACAAGAACACGAUGAAACAUUGGGUUUAUCACCGCAGAGGAGGUGAGAGGUUGUUUUUCUUUUCAUUCGUCAUACUGAUACACAGUCUGGACUUUAAAGACACCAUUAAAAACACACACAUUUGUCUUUUUUGCAGUUAUAAACAUCACUUUUAAUGGAUUUGAUUUGAAGUGGGAAAGCUUUGCACUGGUGAAAGAACGGUAGUUAUUAUCAUUUGUAGUUAUAUUCAGAAUGAUUUUGCAUUCCUUUUUAUAUGCAUAGGGUCACUUGUAACUGCAGGAAGUUCCGAUAUUGGCUCUAACCUUUGAUGACGAUGCAUCCCAGAAUACUAACCAAAGCUGCAAGUAACGAUUAUUUUUCAUUCUUUCGAUUAAUGUUUUUGGAAAUAUCCAAAGAAAAACAAAGUGAAAAAUACCCAUCACAAGUUUCCUAAACUUGUGUUGUGUUUUGCAAAACGCAUAUAUUAAACUAACUGUGAAAUAAAACAGCUGGCAAGCAGCAAAUGUUCAUAUUUGACAAACUGAAACAAUGAAUGCUGCUUCUUUUUUUUUUUUUAUCAAUUAUCAAAAUUGUUUGGGAUUGUAAUUUUCUUUCACACUGUAAUCGAUUAAUAAACUGAUUGUUUCAGCACUUAAA